Rhododendron vialii is the source of this 3359-nucleotide messenger RNA. Its product is annotated as auxin response factor 8-like. The coding region runs from base 574 to 2973 and encodes 799 amino acids. Lineage: Eukaryota; Viridiplantae; Streptophyta; Magnoliopsida; Ericales; Ericaceae. Gene Ontology annotation, cellular component: nucleus. The transcript has 14 exons. Gene Ontology annotation, biological process: response to hormone; regulation of DNA-templated transcription. The record is from RefSeq and is a predicted model, not a curated record. Gene Ontology annotation, molecular function: protein binding; DNA binding.
CAGAGAAAGCCACAGCUCGAUUCCUGGUCCUCCCUCUUUCUUUCUCCCUCCCUCUCUCUCUCUCCUCCAUUUUCUCUCUCCACUGCUACCAGGUCCAGCUCCGGUCGGGGCCAUUAUAAAACUCGCUCUCUCCCUUUCCACGCUCUUUUCUCGUCAUCCACAGUGACUGCCAAUGAAAAAGCUCCAAUUUUUUUUUCCACUGUAAAAUUUGGGGUUUUGGGAAAUAAGGAGUUCAUUCAUGGGGGUUUUUCAAAUUAGGGCUUGGAUUUGGCAAAGGAAGUUGCUUUUUGUUGGGAGGAGCAGGUGGGGGGGUUGAAAAGUAUGGUUUUUGGUUUUGCUGAAUUGUAGGGUUUAGGUUUGAGCUUUUUUUUGACUAUGGUGUGAAUUAGGUUAAGAAAGAAAAUGAUGAAAUGAUGGAGUGUGGAGCCCUGGUUGAGGAGAUGUCAAAAAGGUUUAAGUUUGAAGGGAGGUUUAAGUGUGAGGAUUAUGACAGCUAGAGCAAUAGGUUUUCUAAGUUAAGAUUUUUAUAUAUAGUUUAAACUACUUUCUUUAUACUUUAUAUUUGCAUUAGAUAUGAAGCUUUCAACAUCAGGGCUGGGUCAGCAGGCUCAUGAAGGGGAGAACAAAUGCUUGAAUUCAGAGCUAUGGCAUGCUUGCGCUGGUCCUCUCGUGUCCCUACCGACGGUCGAGAGUCGCGUGGUUUACUUCCCUCAGGGUCAUAGUGAGCAGGUUGCAGCUACAACUAACAAAGAAGUUGAUGCCCACAUACCGAAUUAUCCGAGCUUGCCGCCUCAGUUGAUCUGCCAGCUACACAAUGUGACAAUGCAUGCUGAUCUUGAAACAGAUGAAGUAUAUGCUCAAAUGACCUUGCAGCCCUUGACACCGCAAGAGCAAAAGGAUACAUAUAUUCCCGUUGAGCUUGGAAUUCCAACCAAGCAGCCUACGAAUUACUUCUGCAAGACAUUAACAGCUAGUGAUACUAGUACUCAUGGGGGGUUCUCUGUUCCUCGUCGCGCCGCAGAGAAAGUUUUCCCUCCAUUGGAUUUCUCUCAGCAGCCACCUUGUCAGGAGCUCAUUGCAAGGGAUCUCCAUGAUGUUGAGUGGAAGUUUAGGCAUAUCUUCCGAGGACAGCCUAAACGGCAUCUUCUUACUACAGGGUGGAGUGUCUUCGUCAGUGCUAAAAGACUUGUUGCUGGAGAUUCUGUUCUGUUUAUCUGGAAUGAGAAAAAUCAGCUACUACUAGGAAUUCGCCGUGCUACUCGACCUCAAACUGUGAUGCCAUCAUCUGUCUUAUCUAGCGAUAGCAUGCACAUUGGACUCUUUGCAGCUGCAGCUCAUGCUGCUGCUACAAAUAGCUGUUUCACAAUUUUUUAUAACCCAAGGGCUAGUCCAUCUGAAUUUGUCAUAUCCCUUGCGAAAUAUAUAAAGGCGGUCUAUCAUACCCGAAUUUCGGUUGGCAUGCGGUUUCGAAUGCUUUUUGAAACUGAAGAAUCGAGUGUUCGCAGAUAUAUGGGUACUAUAACUGGCAUUAGCGACCUUGAUCCUGUUCGUUGGCCAAAUUCUCAUUGGCGAUCUGUUAAGGUUGGCUGGGAUGAGUCGACUGCAGGGGAGAGGCAGCCACGGGUUUCGUUGUGGGAAAUUGAGCCUUUGACAACUUUUCCAAUGUACCCGUCACUCUUUCCUCUCAGGCUGAAGCACCCUUGGUAUGGUGGAGCCCCAUCGUUUCUAGGAGAAACUGGAGAGCAAGGACUUCAUUCCCUUAAUUUUCAGAAUGUUGGGAUGUUUCCCUGGACUCAGCCAAGAGUGGAUAUCAAUCAGCAGUACCAAGCCAUGUUGGCGGCCGGUUUACAGAAUGUAGGAGGUGGGGAUUCUCUCAAACAGCAAUUCUUGCAGUUGCAGCAACCUUUCCAGAAUCUUCAACAUCCGGGUAGUCAAAAUCCACUUAUGCAGCAGCAACAAGUAAAUCAACCAGCAAUACCCUUGCAGAUUCUGCAGCAAGUCAACAAUCAGCAACAGGUCAACAACCAGCUAGAGGAACACCGACAGCAACAUACUUAUCAGGAGGCAUUUCCGAUCCAGCAGCAGUCGAAUGUUCCAUCUCCUUCGUAUUCUAAAACAGAUUUCUCCGAUUCAAACAGUAGUAAAUUUUCGGCACCUGUUGCUCCUUGUUUACAAAAUAUGCUGGGGUCGAUGUGUGCUGAAGGUAGUGGCAAUAUGUUCAGCUUCUCUAGAACCGGUCAGUCCAUGUUCAGUGAGCCUUCCCAACAACCACCACAAUGGGUGUCAAAGUUUACACAUUUACAGGCCAAUACUUCCGCCAACUCGGUGACGCUUCCAUCAUAUCCUGGGAAAGAUUCUUCUGUGGAGCAGGAAAAUUGUAGCUCCCAGAAUCAUGCUCUUUUUGGUGCCAAUAUUGAUUCUGGAUUACUCCUCCCCACUACGCUACCGAAUAUUGGUACUUCAGUCAAUACUGAUGUGUCCUCUAUGCCGUUAGGAGCUCCAGGGUUCCAGAAUUCUUUGUAUGGAUGCAUCCAAGACUCUUCUGAGUUGUUGCAUAGUGCAGCAAAUGUUGACCCCACAACCCCCACCCGUACAUUUGUGAAGGUUUACAAAUCGGGGUCCGUUGGACGGUCACUGGACAUCACUCGGUUCAACAGCUACCAUGAGCUGAGAGAGGAGCUGGGUCAGAUGUUUGGGAUUGAAGGGUUGUUGGAAGACCCUCAGAGAUCAGGCUGGCAGCUUGUAUUCGUUGACAGGGAGAACGAUGUGCUUCUCCUUGGAGACGACCCAUGGGAGGCAUUUGUAAAUAAUGUCUGGUACAUCAAGAUACUCUCACCAGAGGAUGUGCAGAAACUGAGGAAGGAAGAAGUUGAAUCCUUCAGCCAACACACAGGUGAAAGGACGAAUACCAGUGGGAGUGAUGCUCGAAACCUUGUUUCUGGACUACCCUUUGCUGGCUCCCUUGAAUACUGAAUGAUUGAGAAUGAAAAUGCAGUCUUCCGAAUUCAGUUUGCUUCAAGAACCGUCGUCGUCUUCUAGUUCUAGAAUUCUACUAUUUUGUAUUUACUUCUUUUGUUCUUUUCAACUACUGAAGCUUUAUACAUGCUUAUUUAGUUGUUUUUUUAAAGUAUGGAGUUUCGUGGAUAUUAUUCAAGUAAUAUCGAACUUAGUAUGAAGGGAUGAGAGAACUAGGAACAUGUUUGGCUAGCCUAGUCUUUAGCCCUUGAAACCAGGGCAUCAAAUUGUAUUGUGGUUAUCCUGUAAUUUCCCUUGAUUUUCACAACCUCUUCUAUGUUCCUUUGUAUUGCCAAACUGCAUUUCUACCCACCUGCUGGGUUCAUUAGCUUGUGCUUCAUUCA